AUGCCCGUGCCAACACGCAUUUAUGAUUACAGAACAACUGCCGUGACGUGGAAGCAAACCCAUAUCAUUUACCCGGAUGACAUCCUGCUGUCCUUAUGGGAACAAGACCGUGAACUGUGGAAACAAUUGUUGGUUGGGGACACGGAUUUGGCGGGUUUUUGGGAGCGAUGUGGCCGGAGCCACUGGUUUCAGCACCACCCCUGUUACCACGAAGAAAACAAAUCCAAGCUGAUUCCAUUUUCCCUUUAUGGGGACGAAAUCCAGUGCUUCAGAAACACAGAAUCUGGCAGUGUUUCUGUGAUGGCGUGGUCAAGCGACAUGGCCUUUGACAAGCCGCCUUUGCACAGAUACUAUUUGACCGCAGUGUAUGCUGAACAAACUUCAACCGACUACACAUACAAUGAUAUUAUCCGAGCUUUGCUUCCACGCCUCCAAAAGCUUUUUUCAAAUGACGAAUCGUACCCAUGGGUGCGAGAAGGAUGGAAAUUUGCAUUUUCUAGUUGCCAGGGAGACUUGAAGUAUCUGGUCGAGAAGCUCGGCUUCAACAACUACAGAGCAAACAGAUUCUGUAGCCGAUGCCCGUGUUCGAAAACCUCUCCCAACGUGGGCCUAACUUUAGGCGACUUCAGGAUGGACGCGGAGCACACGAAAACACGAUUUCAUCACGAAGAUUACCUGGCAUCAUCAAACCCAGAAGAUCGCUCGCCUGUUUGGGGCAUUCCGGGCAGCCGGAGUGACCGCCUGCUCCAUGACGCUUGUCACGGGCAGCUGCUCGGGACGGGCAAGGCCGCCAACGGGUCUUGUCUAGUGUAUUUGUGCGAACGAUCCGCCUUUUCGCGGUGGCCUCUUGGCGGCGAAUACAAACUCCAGCUUGCAGGAACGCUGCGAUCAGCGUACACGUGUUUCCGAUCCUGGUGCAAGACUCACGGGUUACAGUGCACUCAGCCUCGCUUCACACCAUCACGUGUCAACCGUGCAGUGCGCUCAAGCUUUCCUUCUUUGAACUCCAAAGCUGCGCCAUCCAAAAUGUUGACUAUGUGGCUGACAGAUGUUGCAACGGCGUGGGCCGACAAGCCAACCAGCACGGCGCUGGACCGUGAGGUCGCAGUUUGCAUCCACUCGUAUGCACAAGCCCUUCGAGUCAUGGACACGGAGCCGCUUCUGAUGUCGGCUGAGUCUGCGCAGGCAUAUUGCGACCACGUGCUGCUCCACUUGCAAACAUACGCCUACUUGCACACGCAGAGCUUCAACACUGCUGGUUCCGUGCCGAAUCGCGCCAAUUGGCAGCUGCUGCCAAAGCACCACUUUUUUUUUCACUCCGCCCUCGACGACCUGGCGCGGCUCUUGUGCCUGCAGGCGGGGCUCCGUUCCGCCUGCCGCUUCGCGGCGGUGGCCAGAAGCCCGGGCGGGUGCGUGGCGCGGCUGCUGCCGCGGCUGCGCGCCGAGGCGGUGCCGGCCUUCUACGUGGCCGGGGGGUGCCUGGCCGCUGCGGAGCUGGCGAGCCUGCAGCGCCUGGCCCAGGCGCCUGCCGCCGCUUCCGCGGAUCCAAUCCCCAGCGCGUGGCGCUGGGACCUGCGGUCGCCGAUGCCCACGGAGCGGCGGUGGUGCGCCGGGGCGGCCGUCUUGGGCAAGGUCUACGUGGUCGGCGGCCAGCAGGACGGCCAUGUGUUGGGCACCGCCGAGCGCUUCGACCCGGAGACGAAUUCCUGGGAGGCCCUGCCGGACAUGCCAACCUGCAGGGAGGCGUGUGCGGUGGCAAGCUGCGGUGCCUGUUUGUACGUCUUCGGCGGCUGCCAGCACGAAGUGCCCCUGGCCAUCGCCGAGCGCCUGCAGGUCGCGGAGCCGAGCGCCUGGUGGGAAGGUUUGGAGAACAUGCCGUGCAGCCGGGACGCCUGCGCCGCCGCCGCCCUGAACGGCCGGCUCUAUGUGAUGGGCGGCCGCAGCCAGGGCGCCUUCCUGCGGUCUGCGGACGUGCUGAGUGCCUCGGCGCUCAGCUGGUCGCGGCUGCCUUCGAUGCCCACGGCGCGUCUGGGCUGCUCGGCGGCGGCGGGGAUGCGUUGGGUCUACGUGUGCGGCGGCCACGCGGGCGGGGGGCGGGCCUUGGCCACGGUUGAGCGCUUCGACGUGGCGGACUACUUCUGGGAGGCCGUGGAGGAGAUGCCUUCGGCACGUCUGGGCGCAGUCAGCCUCUGCUGGCAGCGAAAUGCCGAGCUCUGCGUCUACGUCUUUGGGGGCCACAACGGCCACGGCGCCGUGCCGGUGGCGGAGCGCCUGUGCACAGACGGCGACGGCUUCAACUUGCGCUGGGAGGUGCUGCCGGAUAUGGUCACGCCAACCUACGCCUGCGCCGGUGCGGCCAUCGCCUGGUGA
Molecule: messenger RNA, 2370 nt
Organism: Effrenium voratum
Lineage: Eukaryota; Dinophyceae; Suessiales; Symbiodiniaceae
Source: the annotation of a GenBank genome assembly